CACCAAGAAGCAAGCUGUCCUGUUCCACCGUUAUGACUUAGCAGUCUUCUCGUGUCCUGGUACUUUCGCACUGGAAAAGCCGCAAAUGUGGCAGAAUGGAGGAGAUUCUUUCAACAAAGCCAGGGCCUUCUGGUCAAUCUGGUCAGAUUCCACGUCCAAUCCAAGCAAACGCACGUAGAAAAUUUCUGUGCGGUGAGUUUUUGUGACUUUCAUUUUUAAAAGCUUGUUGUAUUCACUGUGGUCAAUAAGUAACUGAGAUUUACCCGUGGGGAAUUCGUUCAAGGCUUCAUAUUUUAAAGGACGGAACGCAUAUGCCAAAACUCAAAACACAUUUCUCGAAUCUGAUCCUUGGUUUCUUGAGUUGCGCCUGUUAUGGCCGCCUGUGAGUUUGUCUCUACUCUGUGUUAGAACCAAGAUUUUUGUAAAGUAAACCCAUAAUUUUGUCUAUAUCUUGUUACCAUCAUCUGAUUGCAGAACAUAGGGGUCCAGGAGAAUCGGUGCAACUGCAAACGGGAGAGAAUUAAAUGUUAGUCAAACUAAUCACUGUAUGGCCACUCAUAGUGCACUCUUUAACAAGAUUUGUCUGUAGAGUGUGGAUGUAUUAACUGUUUGAGAUUCGUUCAAAUUAGGAGUCGACAACAUUUAUAAAGCAUUAAACGUUAUUCGUUUCAGCCUAUAAUGGUUCGCCAACUGCUUUUAUUUCAGUCUUCAAACACUGUUUUUCAAUCCAACUAUGCUGUAUUUGUUUCCAUUCUUUUUCCUUUUAUAACUCUCACCAAGAUUUACCAGGAGAUCGACACAUUUGCUCUGAUCAAAUAUCUCGUUUGUAAGUUAAUUGGUUACACACUAGCGUCAUACUUCUGUAUGAGCCAUAGGAUGAAACAUGAUUUAAAACAGGAACGGCACAACUCAUGCAACUUUUAUAAUCGAGACUAAACGUCUUUAUCCUACUUUGCAAGGAAUAAAUUAGCCUACGUUGAAAGUAAAUUAACAGCGGAAACCUGGUGAUUAUUAAUUCAACAAUGGGAUCAUGUUGUCUUUCUUGCAAUUCUGGAUUAUUUUUCCAGAGGCUUCAGGAAAUUGCAGCAGAAGGCAAAUCCUCUCAAUUUAAAGCAAUUUAAAGUUUCCAAUGUCUAUGGUUAGGAUCCAACUGCAAACCUAGAAGAUAUUGAAUUAUCCAAGCUGAAAUCUGAACAGAUGUGGAUAUCCAACCAGACCGCCUAGCCAGAACUGAUCCUCUAAGUAUAUACACAAUUAGCAUUGCUAUGUCCCAUAAUAAUCUACUUCUCCUGGAGAGCAAUGGCCGAAGGCAAGAGACAUUUCAGUAGGGUUUUUAACAAAACAUAUCAAAUAAUCAAGCAAGUUAAUCAGAUAUUUGUAGAAUUAGAAAAUAGCUAAAAUAUAUAUCACUACUGACUUUAAAUUGAACACUCCGGCCAAACACCAAACAGAAGAGAAAAACGUUUUACUCCAUCUCUCUCCCGACUUCCUACCUGAAAUCAAAUCUUUGAUUUCAAAUUUAGCUCCCAGCUGAGGUCUAUCCAAGGCAAAUUUCAACUCUUCCUGUUCUAGGUAUGUGCUUCUGCUGAAUGUGAGAAGCUUCUGGUCUGGUCCGUAAUUCAAAAUCCUGGCAAUUUUCAUUGGUUUAUAUAAAAUCCUGCUAGUGCGAGCGAAACGCCUUAUAGAUAAGAAACUUGCCGAGUAUGGACAUUCUUUUUCAGGUCUUUCCUCCUACGCUGUAGCUGUUUUACACUUCUGAAGAUGGCAAGUCUUUGGAAAGUGUUUUUCUUUUCAUUCUGUAGUGAAGCGUUUACGACCGAAGCACUAGCAGUCAUAAAUUUUGCGUAGCCCACAAUGACAGGUGCAUUGAUAUUCACUGUGAGGGCUCUAGUUUCUUGCUUACGAACUGCCCACCUUUAGAGAUUGUUUCGAAAUUGUCAGGCUACUCUUCUAAUAUUAAAGUGAAUAAUAAACAAAGAGAAAUGAAUUAUUUGUCUAGCAUUAAAAAGAUAGGAACUAUCUUUCCAUGGUCUGGCCUCGGAUAAAUAAAACAGGACAAAUGGCAUAGCAUUGUGAGCUAUUACAUGCGGUGGGGGUUGGGUGAGAGACAUAGCUAGUCAUAUAGCUAUGUGUGUCUGUAUUAUAGCAGCUUACCUUUUAUAACGCCGCUAUGUAGACGAGCUUAAAGUCUGUCACACUGGAAAACGGAAAUAUAAUUCACUAAUUUCAAUCCUUUUGUGGUGCAUGCGGCACCAGGACCCACUUUGUAACAUUAGUUUUCGUCAGUAAGUUUUGUCAUUGAUGUUGCUCAAAAGUAUUUAAUAAUCUGUUAUUUUCCGCUAUGUGUGCCGCGAUUUUGAAUGAUAUAUUCGGAAAUACCAAAGUCGGGAUGAUGGCCCAUAACAAGGUGUUACUUAUCAAAUCUUCAUAUUAGGUGAUGCACCCUUGCAUUUUAAAAACAUGUAAGGUAAGAAAGAUCUGAAAGAUGAACGGAGGAACAGUUGACCGUUGUCCAAAUGAUUUAUGACCCGUGGCUGCGAUUUAAGUUCAAGCAGAGUUCACAAGCAGCUGGUGUUUCUGAACCAGAUCUGCCGUUUCACCACAACCUUUUCACAAUGCAUUCAUAUUAAUGUUAGUUUUGAUAUUCUGAAGACAGCGCCUUCAAAUCCAUUGCAAACGAGAACGCAAGCUGAAGUGGCGGAGGUUCCGAUCCCACGGCAGUAAAUAAUACUGAGUUACUCUCUCUUAUCUCUUACACAUAAUACAGAUUAGAUGGGCAGAGGGGAUGGAGGUGAACAGAGAUGUAACUAAAAUUCAAAUAACUAAGCCAAGGACGGCAAUAUACUGUCAAUUUUAUUAAAAUUGUAUGCAUGGAUGGAAAUUCAACCCAGGAUAACUGAAGAAAACAAAAAUAUCACGAAACAAAACUCAAGUUGGAACAGAAAAGCAAAACAUUGACUUUUGUUUCUAAAAGAAACAGCUGAGAUGUGCACGUGUGCCUGACUGCAACUUUGGAGGCCGCAGAUCAUAAACCUCAUAUUUCAUUAGAAUGUCAAGUCUUGUAUGGCUGAAGGCUUUUUCUAAAUGAAUAGAAAAUCUAUUUGUGACGUGAUGUAGUAGCUAGAUAAGUCACACGUCCGAUGGCUGCGAUGGUUUCUCCAGCAAUAUGUGUUAUUUAAAUAAUGUUACAGCCUAGAUAUUAUUUUUAAAAACUGGCCGAUCAUUUUCUUGUAAAUUUCAAGUAUAUUUCACAGUGGGUUGUUUUAAUCCGCCUUUUGAUCGUUUAAUUCCAGACACAAAUAAUUUCCGACUUUAACACAUAUCUUAGGCAACCUAACUCGUACUACAAGACACCAUGCCACAAUCAAAACGUCUUAGCUUUUUUUUGCCGGACCCCUCACGUCACGCAGAUGUGGAUUUAUUAGGAAGUCUCGUUAUCAAAGUCUUCGGUCGAGAGAAUGCUUGAAGUAAAAUACAAUUUUUGUCAUAGAAAAUUCCCAAAUAAAUGAGGAAUAUUUAGGAAGUUAGUGUUAGGGUCUCAUAUAAAUCUAUACAGAAAUAAAUUUUAAAAAUUUGAACUUUUAAACAGUUUGUGUGAUAUCGUGCAUUUGAACAGCUGUUGCAACAGCGACAGGAGCUUGAUCUGCGUUGUUUCAAAACAAAUGUAAAAUUGUGAACGUUUAUUGACGUUAAGAAAAAUUUGAGGCUCACAAGGGCUAAACAUGCAUUCAUUUGCUGCUUCUCUGAUUCAGUUUAGGUUAGUGUGACCUUUUUUUAUAUCAUACAUUUUCCAAAAAGAUCAUCAUGUCCAGUAAUACGUGCUAUUUUGUUGCAGACUGGUGCAUAAACAAAAGCCGAUGUAAGCAGUAGGACGCAGAUGUAAAAUGCUGACUUGCUUAUUUCUCAGUUUUAAUUAGAACAAAAAGAUUGAAUAGGUACUAGUUAUACUUUAACUACUCUGCCCGCCCUCUGUCAUAAAACAGAACGAUAUAACAGAAAGCAGCAGAUUCGCUUCACACAAACCUCUUUUACGUUGAAGAAAAAGAAACCAACAAUGGCGAGGGAACACUUCGUUGGUUUUUCACCUUUUGGAACUGGUCCGAUCCAUCAUGUCCUGUGUAACACUGUCUAGAUCACAGAAUAAAACGGUCUGUACCCACAGCAAAUGCUGCAGGCAAAUAAACCGCCUGUGACUAUGGUAUUUUCGAUCCUUUUAUGAGGCGUCUUUUUGUUUCUCAUCAUUAUAAAAGUGGCCUCAAUCAGUGAAGCCAUCUGGAAUAGCACUGUGUGUCCCACCGAAGUCCACUUACAUCAAGAAUGACUGGGCCAUGUUAAGCACUUUUGGGCUUCCAGUGUGGUAGAAUAAUAAAACGGGAGUAUAAAGCUGAUUGUUACCUUUAUGUUGCGAAGUAUUUCAGAUGAUGGAGACAUGUUAUUUCACAUCCGGUAUACAAUUACUUAUUAUCAAACAUCAAAAUAGCAUAUUUAUAAAUGAAUAAUUCUGUCUAGUGGACAUUAAUCAAUUCGUAAUGUAUUAUGUAUUUAAAUAGAAGAAACACUCCAAUGAAGUGAAAUGUAAGAGCAAGAAUUAGAACUACAAAUGUUUUCUCCAAUUUGUUUUCAAUAAACACUUCAAGGACUGCAUAUACAAUUUGAAACUAAUUUCUCGGAAUUCAGUAAGAUAGCUCAUAAAAGUCUUCCAGAAGUUGUCAAAUAAUUUAUUCCGAACUUCAGCAUACUUAUUCAUGGUCCCGUAAGAUAAUUCAUAGAGUAGUAAAAGGAGGGGGAACUUAUUCUUCUAACAAUGUAUUAUGGGACUUUAUCGAUGGGAUGCACCGUUUAUGUUGUAUACUCUGAAUAGCAGUUCCAAACGUUUAAUACUAUUGUCUUUUGCCUCGUUACCCAAAGGACUGCUGCAGACUUGUGAAUGGUGGAAUAGUGUCACGUGAUCGAAAGUGUCAAUGCUCUUCGAUAAGGGUGUCAAGACCCUAUCAUUGCGAAAUAGCGAGAUGCAAAAAGCGACUUACUACGAUAACUCCGGAAUAUUCGGCGGUUACACCUACCAAAAGACUAACGCGUACAGCUACAGUUCUAGCCACCAGGCCUACCCGUCAUCAUCAGUUGAAAAUGAUUAUCAAACCUCGACGUGCCCCAUUCAGACAUCCAAUGUCAGAGUCCCAAAUCAUAAACCCAACGACAUGAAUGGCAAUUGUGUGAGAACCAGCGGCAGCCAGGGCACUGCCCAGCCCCCAAGCAUCAAUGAGCCACAGCAGCCACCUCCUUUACCACCCUCACCCAAUGCAAGCAACACCUCAACACAGAAAAGAACCAAGUCAAUGUCAAAUUCUUCCACCAGCCCAGCUGCAACUCUCACGAAGCAAAUCUUUCCAUGGAUGAAAGAAUCUCGUCAAAAUGCCAAGCAGAAAAACAACUGCACAGUUGCAGGUGACAACUGUGAGGAUAAAAGCCCACCAGGUCCAUCCUCCAAGAGAGUCCGUACUGCCUACACCAGCGCACAACUCGUGGAACUGGAAAAGGAAUUUCAUUUUAAUCGUUAUCUGUGCCGUCCUCGGCGAGUUGAAAUGGCAAACUUAUUAAACCUUACUGAACGCCAGAUUAAAAUCUGGUUUCAGAACAGAAGAAUGAAAUACAAAAAAGACCAAAAGUCCAAAGGGAUCAUGCAUUCGCCUGUUGGACAGUCUCCAGAGAGAAGUCCUCUUUUGAAUGCGCAAAAUAACAUUGGAUUCUCAAGCCAGCUCCCUACUGUCAACAGUCUGAGUUACGAAGCUCCUUCGCCCACAUCAUUUACCAAAUCCCAACAAAACAUGUAUGGUUUAGCUGCGUACACUGCACCGCACAGUAGCUGUCUACCCCAGCAAAAAAGGUACCCAGGCACAGAGUAUGAUCAUCACACUCUGCAGGGCAGUGGUAGUUUUACCAAUCAUAACUUGCAGGGCAGCCCUGUGUACGUUGGAGGGAACUUCGUUGAUUCAAUGCCAGCUUCUGGUCCCAUGUUCAACCUUAGUCAUCUUCCGCAUCCUUCAUCAGCUACUGUGGACUAUAGCUGCGCCGCUCAAAUACCGGGCAAUCACCAUCAUGGACCUUGUGAUCCCCAUCCUACAUAUACAGACCUGACUCCUCAUCACACAUCUCAGGGAAGAAUUCAAGAAGCGCCCAAACUAACACAUCUGUAAUGGGCUAGCACGUUUUGCCAAGUGAUGUCACUUCGCUUUUUUAUUACCUCAUUUGUAUCAAAUAUUCUCCUGCUACAAGACUGCCACAGUAUUCGUCCACCAUUCACUUUCUACCUGUUACAUUGCUUUCCUGUAUUCAUUCAAGGGUCUACGCGUCGACCAUGCCUUCCGUUAAGAUCCUAGCGUAAUGCAGAAUGCAAACAGGGGAAGAAUUGCUUGAAAUAGGUGCUUUUGAAGGUAAGACAUAAUGAAGAUACUCUUCAACAACCCUUCUUAAUGUGGAAUUUAAAAGACUGGUAAUUCUAACCUCCACUUUGGUGGAUUUUGACCGUAAUUGGUGUAACUACCCAAAACUUCAGCUCUGGACUUCUCAGUAAUGAACGAACUGAAUUGAACAUCAAUGAUAUGUAUUUAUUAUUUUAAGUCGAAAAGAAAAGAUUUUUCUAUUACUUAUUUAUCCUCGUCUUAAUGUAUUUAUGUGAGAUUUAUAGAUCUUAUACAAUCUGACUUUGACCUGUUUGAUCCAUGUCUGUUACAAUCAUAUUUCUCCCCUUUAGUAAACCUGGGUUGAAACUAGAUGAGAGGAUAGUUUUUUGAGCAGUUGUAUCAGUGGCUGGUGUUUUUAGAUUAUAUAAGGGUUAUCUCUGAAAGCAAAUUGUAAGUUACGAUUGUAGUAAAUCAGAAAAUAUGUGGCACUACACAAUAGACGACACAUUUCUAUAAGAAUACUUUAUUUCAAUUGUCUGGUACUAUUCCAAAAGAUAUUUAGAAUAAAAAUGUGUUCUUUGACUAAACCUGGAUCCUUUAUUUAUAAAUACGUAUGCACCAUUCCAGCUGUAUGCUUCGCCAUCUUGUCUCCUCACUUCUCAUUAAUCCAAGACAAGCUGACUCCAGCCAAUGACUAUGAUGUUCGGCAGAGCUGUAGUCUGGUUAAAUAUAUAUAUAUGCAAAACGAUAUAUUACAUUUUCCAAACAUAUGUUGAAAUAAUAUGAAAAACGUUUGCGACGCUUUUGUAUUGUGCUCACCAUUGUAUCAUAAGAUAUCAAAUGUAGAAUCAAGCGUACAAAAUAAUGAGAAGGAACAAAGCAGGAGGAAUUGUAGAAGUUAAAUCGAGAUGAAAUGUA
Stegostoma tigrinum is the source of this 7319-nucleotide messenger RNA. RefSeq names its product homeobox D3a (gene hoxd3a). The transcript has 4 exons. Gene Ontology annotation, cellular component: nucleus. Gene Ontology annotation, molecular function: DNA-binding transcription factor activity, RNA polymerase II-specific; RNA polymerase II cis-regulatory region sequence-specific DNA binding. Lineage: Eukaryota; Metazoa; Chordata; Chondrichthyes; Orectolobiformes; Stegostomatidae. The coding region runs from base 4962 to 6194 and encodes 410 amino acids. The record is from RefSeq and is a predicted model, not a curated record. Gene Ontology annotation, biological process: regulation of transcription by RNA polymerase II.